CUGCAUUCAUAUCACCAAUCACGCAAUGCAAGCCAAUGCUGCCUACGUCAUAAAUGUCGACACACGCUAUUGUCAUCAUCCUGACCAACAAUUCACGAGCUGAGCAAUGGCGCAACAGCAGUAGUCAGACCCCCGCCUCUCCCCGAUUACGUGCAUUUGGCUCGGCUUCAUUUCAGAAACCGCACCGCAUUGACAAAGAGACGGUCCUAGCCCAAAGAACAAAUGCUGCGCACGCUAGCGACGGGGAGCGGUGUGGUUUGUUUGCGGCGUGGUUGUUCGCGGUGUGGCGAUAUCUGGCAGAUAAUGGCCACGACAAAGCCUAGCAAUUGUCACAGAAACAAGCGGACCAGCCCUCGCCAAGUAGACAUCAAUUGGCAGAGACACAGCAACAGCCUUGUUGGUUGACCAACAGUAAUGCAGACCAUUUGCGUGACCGGCGAAACAAGGGAGCUGUAGGAGAAUGGCUC
This is a messenger RNA of Linderina pennispora, 467 nucleotides long. RefSeq lists its product as uncharacterized. The record is from RefSeq and is a predicted model, not a curated record. The transcript has a single exon. NCBI's taxonomy places the organism in Eukaryota, Fungi, Kickxellomycota, Kickxellomycetes, Kickxellales, Kickxellaceae. The coding region runs from base 54 to 323 and encodes 89 amino acids.